ACCGUCGAAACAAGCGACAUUUAAAUGCGACGGAAAGUAUUUUCUUUUACCGACGCCACGUUCGUCUGCUGCAUCGUAGCGAUUGUGCUCGCUACUUCGACCGAAUCGAACAGAGGACACGUAAACAGAACUGGUCUUUGGUCGAGCAACGAUUUCGAGAACAAUGAACCACGCUACGAUCAUUGUUUCGUAGAGGAAGGGCUUUGUUUAGAUUUCACCGAGUACAUAGACGAUUUUUUCCGUCUUGCAUCGGAAUUUUUUCUUAGAAACGAGUUGGAUCCCAUGACGAUUCCCGACAUUCAUCGAAGCUUCCGGUUGCCGUUCCUAUUUCUGCCUACAAGCUACGACGAAUUAACAUACUACUUCUCUUCAGGAUCGUUGUAUUAUCUAUCCGAAUUUAAACGGGCUGGCGGAGCCAUUGGCGUCUACAAAGACGAAACACUGAGUAUCGACGCGAGCAUCGCGUUUGACAGCAUUUUGUUCACCUACGAUUAUUUCGUGAGACUCCUGUUCUUGGAAAAUUACGGAAGAAUAAUCGCGGAGGCAACAUCGAUACGACUCGACAUAGGCGUCGAUUUUAACAUCAUCGAUUGCAAGUUCGUUCUGAGAAAGCUCAGACUGACCAGCGUCGAAUCCAUGACAAUGACUCUACAUGGCAACAGCAUGGCGGAACGAUUGAUUAUACCCAUUACCAACGUUGGCAUACGUUUGGUAAAAAAAUUGUUGACCGAGGAAAUCGAGAAAAUCGCGACUGAGAUGUUUCAAGAACAUAUCGAACUGAUGAACGAAAACAUUUCGCCGUGGAAGAUUCUUACGUUAUUAGCAACGACGUAACUCAAUGUGAAAAAAAUGUAUUAAAUUAUUUAUUAUUAAA
Messenger RNA from Colletes gigas, 874 nucleotides. RefSeq lists its product as uncharacterized. The coding region runs from base 25 to 834 and encodes 269 amino acids. The transcript has 4 exons. The record is from RefSeq and is a predicted model, not a curated record. NCBI's taxonomy places the organism in Eukaryota, Metazoa, Arthropoda, Insecta, Hymenoptera, Colletidae.